AGGAAGCCUCUGCCCUAACGGAAUUUGCAGGUGUGGAGACGACCAUGGGAUGCCAGGGCCGUGGGAGACCAUUUAUUUUCUAGGCGUUGCUGAGGUUUGCAGUUGCUGGUUCUCCCGGUGGAAUUUGGAAGGGGUCAUGAAUCAAACUGAUGCUCCUCGACCCCUAAACUGGACCAUCCGAAAGCUGUGCCACGCAGCCUUUCUCCCAUCUGUCAGACUUCUUAAGGCUCAGAAAUCCUGGAUAGAAAGAGCAUUUUAUAAAAGAGAAUGUGUUCACAUCAUACCCACCACCAAAGACCCCCAUAGGUGUUGCUGCGGGCGUCUAAUAGGCCAGCAUGUUGGCCUUACUCCCAGUAUCUCCGUUCUUCAGAAUGAGAAAAAUGAAAGUCGCCUCUCCCGAAAUGACAUCCAGUCCGAGAAGUGGUCCAUCAGCAAGCACACUCAACUCAGCCCAACGGAUGCUUUUGGGACCAUUGAGUUCCAAGGAGGUGGCCAUUCCAACAAAGCCAUGUAUGUGCGAGUAUCUUUUGAUACAAAACCUGAUCUCCUCCUACACCUGAUGACCAAGGAAUGGCAGUUGGAGCUUCCCAAGCUUCUCAUCUCUGUCCACGGGGGCCUGCAAAAUUUUGAACUCCAGCCAAAACUCAAACAAGUCUUUGGGAAAGGUCUCAUCAAAGCAGCCAUGACAACCGGAGCGUGGAUAUUCACUGGAGGGGUUAACACAGGUGUUAUUCGUCAUGUUGGAGAUGCCUUGAAGGACCACGCAUCUAAGUCUCGGGGAAAGAUAUGUACCAUAGGUAUCGCCCCCUGGGGAAUUGUGGAAAACCAGGAGGACCUGAUUGGAAGAGACGUCGUCCGACCAUAUCAGACUAUGUCCAAUCCCAUGAGCAAGCUCACUGUUCUCAACAGCAUGCAUUCCCACUUCAUUCUGGCCGACAAUGGGACCACCGGAAAAUAUGGAGCAGAGGUGAAACUUAGGAGACAACUGGAAAAGCAUAUUUCACUCCAAAAAAUAAACACAAGAUGCCUGCCGUUUUUCUCUCUUGACUCCCGCUUGUUUUAUUCAUUUUGGGGUAGUUGCCAAUUAGACCCAAUUGGAAUUGGUCAAGGUGUGCCGGUGGUGGCGCUCAUUGUGGAAGGAGGACCCAACGUGAUCUCCAUUGUCUUGGAGUACCUUCGAGACACCCCUCCCGUGCCAGUUGUCGUCUGUGAUGGGAGUGGACGGGCAUCUGACAUCCUGGCAUUUGGGCAUAAAUAUUCAGAAGAAGGCGGGCUUAUAAAUGAAUCUUUGAGGGACCAGCUAUUGGUGACCAUCCAGAAGACGUUCACAUACACUCGAACCCAGGCUCAGCAUCUCUUCAUCAUCCUCAUGGAGUGCAUGAAGAAGAAGGAAUUGAUUACCGUAUUUCGGAUGGGAUCAGAAGGACACCAAGACAUUGAUUUAGCUAUCCUGACAGCUUUGCUCAAAGGAGCCAACGCCUCGGCCCCAGACCAGCUGAGCUUAGCUUUAGCCUGGAACAGAGUUGACAUCGCUCGCAGCCAGAUCUUUAUUUAUGGGCAACAGUGGCCGGUGGGGUCUCUGGAGCAAGCCAUGUUGGAUGCCCUGGUUCUGGACAGAGUGGAUUUUGUGAAAUUACUGAUAGAGAAUGGAGUAAGCAUGCACCGUUUUCUCACCAUCUCCAGACUAGAGGAAUUGUACAAUACGAGACAUGGGCCCUCAAACACAUUGUACCACUUGGUCAGGGAUGUCAAAAAGCGAGAAUAUCCAGGUUUCGGUUGGAUCUAUUUUAAGGGAAACCUGCCCCCCGACUACAGAAUCAGCCUGAUCGACAUCGGCCUGGUGAUCGAGUACCUGAUGGGCGGCGCCUACCGCUGCAACUACACGCGCAAGCGCUUCCGCACGCUCUACCACAACCUCUUCGGCCCCAAGAGGCCGAAAGCCUUGAAACUGCUGGGAAUGGAGGAUGAUGUUCCCUUGAGGCGAGGAAGAAAGACAACUAAGAAGCGUGAAGAAGAGGUGGACAUUGACUUGGAUGACCCUGAGAUCAACCACUUCCCUUUCCCUUUCCACGAGCUGAUGGUGUGGGCUGUCCUGAUGAAGCGGCAGAAGAUGGCCCUGUUCUUCUGGCAGCACGGUGAGGAGGCCAUGGCCAAGGCCCUGGUGGCCUGCAAGCUCUGCAAAGCCAUGGCUCACGAGGCUUCUGAGAACGACAUGGUCGAUGACAUCUCCCAGGAGCUGAACCACAACUCCAGGGACUUUGGCCAGCUGGCCGUGGAGCUCUUGGACCAGUCCUACAAGCAGGACGAGCAGCUGGCCAUGAAACUACUGACGUACGAGCUAAAGAACUGGAGCAAUGCCACAUGCCUGCAGCUCGCCGUGGCUGCCAAGCACCGCGACUUCAUCGCGCACACGUGCAGCCAGAUGUUGCUGACAGACAUGUGGAUGGGCCGGCUCCGGAUGCGCAAGAACUCAGGGCUCAAGGUAAUUCUGGGAAUUCUACUUCCUCCUUCAAUUCUCAGCUUGGAGUUCAAGAACAAAGAUGAUAUGCCCUAUAUGACUCAGGCCCAAGAAAUCCAUCUCCAAGAGAGGGAGCCAGAAGAACCAGAGAAGCCCACGAAGGAAAAAGAUGAAGAGGACAUGGAAUUGACAGCAAUGUUGGGACGAAACAACGGGGAGUCCUCCAGGAAGAAGGAUGAAGAGGAAGUUCAGAGCAGGCACCGGUUAAUCCCCCUGGGCAGAAAAAUCUAUGAAUUCUACAAUGCACCCAUUGUGAAGUUCUGGUUCUACACCCUGGCGUACAUCGGAUACCUGAUGCUCUUCAACUAUAUCGUGUUAGUGAAGAUGGAGCGCUGGCCUUCCACCCAGGAAUGGAUCGUCAUUUCCUACAUUUUCACCCUGGGAAUUGAAAAGAUGAGAGAGAUUCUGAUGUCAGAGCCAGGGAAGUUGCUACAGAAAGUGAAGGUAUGGCUGCAGGAGUACUGGAAUGUCACAGACCUCAUAGCCAUCCUUCUGUUCUCCGUCGGAAUGAUCCUUCGUCUCCAAGACCAGCCCUUCAGGAGUGACGGAAGGGUUAUCUAUUGCGUGAACAUCAUUUAUUGGUACAUCCGUCUAUUAGACAUCUUCGGCGUGAACAAGUAUUUGGGCCCAUAUGUAAUGAUGAUUGGAAAAAUGAUGAUAGACAUGAUGUACUUUGUCAUCAUUAUGCUGGUGGUGCUGAUGAGUUUUGGAGUCGCCAGACAAGCCAUUCUCUUUCCCAAUGAGGAGCCAUCAUGGAAAUUGGCCAAGAACAUCUUCUACAUGCCCUACUGGAUGAUUUAUGGGGAAGUGUUUGCGGACCAGAUAGACCCUCCCUGUGGACAGAAUGAGACCCGAGAGGAUGGCAAAAUCAUCCAGCUGCCUCCCUGCAAGACAGGAGCCUGGAUCGUGCCGGCCAUCAUGGCCUGCUACCUGCUAGUGGCAAACAUCCUGCUGGUGAACCUCCUGAUCGCUGUCUUUAACAAUACCUUUUUUGAGGUAAAAUCGAUAUCGAACCAAGUGUGGAAGUUUCAGAGGUAUCAGCUCAUCAUGACUUUCCAUGAAAGGCCGGUUCUGCCCCCACCUCUGAUCAUCUUCAGCCACAUGACCAUGAUAUUCCAGCACCUGUGCUGCCGAUGGAGGAAACACGAGAGCGACCCAGAUGAAAGGGACUAUGGCCUGAAACUCUUCAUAACUGAUGAUGAGCUCAAGAAAGUACAUGAUUUUGAAGAGCAGUGCAUUGAGGAAUAUUUCAGAGAAAAGGAUGAUCGAUUCAAUUCAUCCAAUGAUGAGAGGAUACGGGUGACUUCAGAAAGGGUGGAGAACAUGUCCAUGCGGCUGGAGGAAGUCAACGAGAGAGAGCACUGCAUGAAAGCUUCGCUCCAGACCGUGGACAUCCGGCUGGCGCAGCUCGAGGACCUCAUCGGGCGCAUGGCCACGGCCCUGGAGCGCCUGACAGGUCUGGAGCGGGCCGAGUCCAACAAAAUCCGCUCUCGGACCUCCUCGGACUGCACAGACGCAGCCUACAUCGUCCGCCAGAGCAGCUUCAACAGCCAGGAGGGGAAUACCUUCAAGCUCCAAGAGAGUAUAGACCCUGCAGGUGAGGAGACCAUGUCCCCAACUUCUCCAACCCUAAUGCCCCGUAUGCGAAGCCAUUCUUUCUAUUCAGUCAAUGUGAAAGACAAAGGUGGUAUAGAAAAGUUGGAAAGUCUUUUUAAAGAAAGGUCCCUGAGCCUACACCGGGCUACUAGUUCCCACUCUGUAGCAAAAGAAUCCAAAGCUCCUGCAGCCCCUGCAAACACCUUGGCCAUUGUUCCUGAUUCCAGAAGACCAUCUUCAUGUAUAGACAUCUAUGUGUCUGCCAUGGAUGAGCUCCACUGUGAUAUAGACCCUCUGGACAAUUCCAUGAACAUCCUUGGGCUGGGCGAGCCAAGCUUUUCGGCUCCAGUACCUUCCACAGCCACAUCAAGUAGUGCCUAUGCAACUCUUGCACCCACAGACAGACCUCCAAGCCGGAGCAUUGAUUUUGAGGACAUUACCUCCAUGGACACUAGGUCUUUUUCUUCAGACUAUACCCACCUCCCAGAAUGCCAAAACCCCUGGGACACUGACCCUCCAAUGUACCACACCAUCGAGCGUUCCAAAAGCAGCCGCUACCUAGCUACCACACCCUUUCUUCUAGAAGAGGCCCCCAUUGUGAAAUCUCAUAGCUUUAUGUUUUCUCCUUCGAGGAGCUAUUACGCAAACUUUGGGAUGCCCAUGAAAACAGCAGAAUACACAAGCAUUACAGACUGUAUUGACACAAGGUGUGUCAAUGCCCCUCAAGCGAUUGCCGACAGAGCCACCUUGCCUGGAGGUCUUGGAGGCAAAGUGGAGGAAUCAUCUUGCUGCCAUCCUGAACGAGAAGCAGAACUGAGUCACCCCAGCUCUGACAGUGAGGAGAACGAGGCCAAAGGCCGGAGAGCUACCAUCGCGAUACCCUCCCAGGCGGGUGAUAACUCAGACAGAACCCUGUCCAACAACAUCACAGUUCCCAAGAUAGAGCGUGCCAACAGCUACUCAGCAGAGGAGCCAAGCGCACCAUAUGCACACACCAGGAAGAGCUUCUCCAUCAGUGACAAACUCGACAGGCAGCGGAACACAGCAAGCCUGCGAAAUCCCUUCCAGAAGAGUAAGUCCUCCAAGCCGGAGGGCCGAGGGGACAGCCUGUCCAUGAGGAGACUGUCUAGAAUGUCCGCUUUCCACAGCUUUGAAAGCAAGCACAACUAAACCUUCAU
Diceros bicornis minor is the source of this 5292-nucleotide messenger RNA. It is a transcript of the gene TRPM3, whose product is annotated as transient receptor potential cation channel subfamily M member 3. Lineage: Eukaryota; Metazoa; Chordata; Mammalia; Perissodactyla; Rhinocerotidae. The transcript is spliced from 27 exons. Gene Ontology annotation, cellular component: membrane. Gene Ontology annotation, molecular function: monoatomic cation channel activity. The record is from RefSeq and is a predicted model, not a curated record. Bases 50 to 5284 code for a protein of 1744 amino acids. Gene Ontology annotation, biological process: protein tetramerization; monoatomic cation transmembrane transport.